Pieris macdunnoughi is the source of this 4041-nucleotide messenger RNA. Lineage: Eukaryota; Metazoa; Arthropoda; Insecta; Lepidoptera; Pieridae. The record is from the annotation of a GenBank genome assembly.
AUGGAGCAGCGGCUAUGCGAAUGGCCGGCGGGCGCUGAAGGUGCUCCAAAAGCCAUCACCAAGCUUGAAGGCCAGAUUGAAGAACAGAAGCAGCUGCGACUUCAAGACGCAAAACAAGUGGAGGCAAAAGCCGCUCGUAUCAAAGAGUGGGUCACGAAUAAGCUUCGGGAACUGGAACAACAAAACCAAUUGCUUAGAGAACAGAAUGAUCGUUGUAACCAGCAACUUGAGUUACUAAGAAACCAUAUAGCAACUCAGGGAAGCAGAAAUAACACUCAGUUUGUGCCCUCUCGAGGGAGUUUAUCCCUAGAAGUGAGGUCUGCGGACCCAACUCGUGCCUCAAGUCUCUUAGCAGCAAAUCGUCGACGCUCAGAAAGUCUAGAGGGCCCACAGUUACCCAUUACAAAAUCUGAGCCCCACUAUAGUACACCAGUACGGCAUCGCAGAAACCUAUCAAUUGGUACAACGAACUUGACACAAACUAAUGUUCCACAAAUAAGCACAAUGAAUAGGACAAUGGACGAAAGGACAACGGCUAGUUUGUUGGCUGAUGAUCUAGCUGCGGCCGUGGAGAACCUAGUGGUUCUUCCAACGACACCAAACACAUCAACAGAUGGCGACACAACUCAUGACUAUGCUGAAAUUUACACACCCAGUCGAGAACGAACCCCUGCAUGGCAAGGCAACGUCAACGUUGUGAUACAAGGAAACAGUAGAGGAGGAUCGUCUACUGGAGACAGUUCCACAUCAGAACAGCCGAGACCGCCGACGCCACCUUUGCACAGGUUUCCCAGCUGGGAAGCGAAGAUAUACCAGGUGGCAGACGACGGCCUUCAGCAGUCAGUAGAAGAGGAACUCAGCCCUCCCCCUUGUCCGCGCCCGAUGCACGAGUCCACCAGCUACCAGGACAUCUCGGUGCCCGUGUAUGCUACCGUCAAAGGGAGAGCGAGCCAAAUCCGUUCGAUGCCUUUCACCGGAGACUCUUCGGACGAUUCCUCGGAUGGCGAAGAGUCUAUGGGAGUCACGGUUCAUAAUACGCCGAUGCAUAAUCCACAUUUUGGUCAACCAUCCCAGCUGCCAAUAAACAACGUGAACCUUACCAGCAUCCUCCCAGCUGCGAUCCAGCAGACGAGCCACGCGCUGGUCCUUAACAACGGCCAAUGCAGCUCCUCCGACACGAGCCUCAGUGCCAGCAGCCCUUCCAAGAGUGUGAAGACCAGCUCCAGCUUGAGUCCCGCCAAGAGGUCCAGCAGUGGUUCACCGAGUAAACAGAGUAAGACUAGAGAUACGUCAUUCGAGUCAGGCAUGUCUGAUGACUACGCCAUCCCGCCAGAUGCGAUGUCGAGUGAGCCCAGUGUUAGAGAUUCGCCAAGGAGACACGACGCCUUGGAGAAGAGUGGUCAUCUUGCCAAGCUUGGUGGAAAGCUUAAGACGUGGAAGAAGAGAUGGUUUGUCCUAAAAAACGGUACGCUCUCCUACUGGAAAUCACAAUCGGAGGUCAACCGCAAACCCCAAGGCCAAAUCGGCCUCGGCGAGGCUUGCAAGAUAUCGCGCAACGAAGGUGCUGCCACAUUCGAAAUAUUCACCGGGAGUCGAACUUACUACCUCACGGCGGAUAGUAUCGCCACUAUGGAAGACUGGAUUCGAGUGCUGCAGAACGUACAAAGACGAAACGCAACAAAAUUACUUCUGAGCAAAGAAGACAAUAAGCCCACGAUACAAGGAUGGCUGACGAAAGUCAAGAAUGGCCACGCGAAGAAAAGCUGGUGCGUACUGCUGGGGAAGAUGUUCCUCUACUUCAAGUCUCCUAGUGAUCAGAACCCAAUCGGUCAAAUUAAUAUGCGUGACGCGCGAGUAGAGGACGUUGAACAUGUCUCGGAUUCUGAUUCCGAAGAAAAGAAUGAUGAUGCAAGGAAACACCUCACCGUCGCUAUUUAUCCUCAACAUCAGGGUCCCACGUACCUGCUGCUCGAGUGCAAGGCAGACAAGGACUCGUGGCUCUACCACCUCACGGUGGUCAGUGGAGGAGGAGGCACUCAAGGCACCCACUUCGAAAGGCUCGUGCAGAAGCUGAUGGAGACUGAUGGGGAUCCCAACUGCGUUUUAUGGCGACAUCCGACCCUACUUUACUCGAAAGAAAACAUCACUUCGCCAUUGACUACCCUCAAUUCAGAAGCAUUACAGGCUGAAGCACUCAAAUUGUUUAAGUGCGUGCAACUGUUCAUGUCUGUGGCCGUGGAGCAGGCGGGCAUUGACUACCACGUGGUGCUGGCCCAGAAUGCCCUCCAGCAAUGCCUCGAAGUGGCGGAGCUGCAGGACGAGCUGGUGUCGGCCCUUUGCAAGCAGUCGGCCCCUCACGCCGCGGCCAAACAUGCCGUUCAGGUACCGAGAAAACUCACCACUGCCAAGCUUAAGACACAACUGCUGCUGUGUGCGACCCAAUCGCUGUUCACUUGCGACACGGGCGCGUCGUCCGUCGGCGGGGACAAGGGAGACAUGCCGCAACACCCGGCUGGCUCGCCUAGCUCCGUACAGGCGCCAUUAUUAUCUGUGGACUGCAAAAGUAACCCUCCAACGUACAGUUUCAUACAAGGCUGGCAGCUUUUAGCGUUAGCCGUAAGUCUCUUCGUACCGAGGAAUAAUAGGCUGUUGUGGUACCUUAAGCUGCACCUCAGCAGACAUUCGGACUCCAAAACGGAAUGCGGAAAAUACGCAGCGUAUUGCGCCCGCGCACUCGAACGCACGAUACGCGUGGGCGGCCGUACUGAUAAGCCGUCUCGUAUGGAAGUGCUCUCCAUAUUACUGAAAAACCCCUACCAUCACAGUUUGCCACACGCCAUACCUGUACACAUGCUCAAUAAUACCUAUCAGGUGAUAAGUUUCGACGGUUCCACAACGGUAGAAGAGUUCCUAUCGACCCUUAGCACUGAGCUGGGGUGUCGCGAGUCUUCCGCUUCUGGGUUUGCCCUUUUCAGCGAUGACCCCAUCGAGAAAGAUUUGGAACAUCACAUCAAGCCUGACAAAAAGCUCUGCGACGUAAUAUCUCGAUGGGAAACGGCGCUUAGAGAAAAGGGCUCCGGCAAAUUUGAGAACUCUCGAGUGAUUCGUUUGACGUUCAGAAAUCGGCUUUACUUCAAGAGUUCCGUUCGGACGGAGACCGAUAAGGAAAGACUGCUUCUGUGCUAUCAGGUUAAUCAGCAAGUGGUAGCGGGCAGAUUCCCCGUAACUAGAGAACUGGCGGCGGAACUGGGUGCCCUAAUGGCCCAGUUGGACAUGGGGGACUAUAGCGCGUCCAACACCCAACACAAUCAGCCGCUUGCGCAUCGAUUCUACCCUUACAGAUAUAGGGCGGGGCUAACUAAUGACGAGUUAAGGGACGUUGAAGAAAAGCUUCGCUCAAAGUGGGUAGCCCUCAAAGGGCGUAGUACGGCGGACUGUGUACGGAUUUACCUGAACUGUACGAGAAAGUGGCCUUUCUUCGGAGCCACGCUGUUUCAAGCUAGGAUAAAACAGCCGGACCUCUCGAUGGCGUGGCUCGCAGUGUCCGAGGAUGGGGUGACCGUACUAGAACUGGCCUCCAUGUCCGUUAUAGGCAGAUACGCCCUCAACUCUAUUGGCCUCUUUGGUGGAUUACAGGACGACCUGAUGAUGCUGAUAGACGCCGAGGAUUCUACUAGUCCCGUUCACAAGAUGUUGAUUAGCCUCAAUAAACCUAGAAUGGUAGAGCUGACCCAUCUAAUAGCAGACUACAAGAACACGCACCGACCCACAGGAACCGGAACGCCCCAAAUGAACUCCCUCACCCGAAACGGAAGCCACCGGUCCAUACGUAAGCCAUCCACAUUGCCACACGUCCAUCACACCCUCAACUCCAACACCACCAUGACCCUGGGGUCGGAGAGGAAUGCCACGUUGACCCUAUCUUCACACACGUCGACCUUCAAUCACCUGGAGAGGGCAGUGUCGCACGGACAACCGGAUAUUUUAAAAUCCACCCCCGAUCACAAGAAACGUGCGCACACGCAGGAUGGGAUUGCGUGA